AUGUCGGAACCACAGGGCCCAAAAAAAAUUCAUGUUUCAAAUAUUCCUUUUCGGUUCCGAGAAGCAGACUUGAAAGGGUUAUUAGGGCAAUUUGGGACAAUUUUAGAUGUAGAAAUUAUAUUUAAUGAACGUGGCUCAAAGGGAUUCGGUUUUGUAACUUUCCAAAAUAGUGCUGAUGCCGACCGCGCACGAGAGAAAUUGAACGGUACUGUGGUUGAGGGACGCAAAAUUGAGGUGAACAAUGCCACUGCUCGGGUUAUGACCAAAAAAGCCGCUAACCCCGCAAUUCCAAAUGAAAAGAAAUGGUGGCAAAUAUAUGGAUCAGAUCAACCCAUUCCCAGCAUCCCGUGUAACACAGGCGAUUCCAUUCUCACCAACCCAUGUGACACAGCUGCUGCCCUUCGAGGUGUGGCGUUGACCCGAGGCCGUGCUGCUGCUGUUGCAGCCCGUGGUGCUUACACUGCUGCUGCUGCUGCUGCUGCGGCCGCUGCAUUCAGACACCCCACCCCACUAACCACAACGGCAGCCGCAUUACCAUAUGCAGCAGGUGUAUAUCAAGAUCCCUUCUUAGCAGCCACAUAUGCAGCUGCUGACAGGUACCAAUUGGUGUCAACUCAGCCAUAUGCAGGCUAUGCUGCUGCCACGAGAUAUGCAAUUCCUACUGUAGCAACUGCAGCAACAUAUGCUGCUGGGUAA
Molecule: messenger RNA, 696 nt
Organism: Acanthosepion pharaonis
Lineage: Eukaryota; Metazoa; Mollusca; Cephalopoda; Sepiida; Sepiidae
Source: the annotation of a GenBank genome assembly